AAUUUCCCAGGCUGCCGCGGGCGGUUUCCCAGGCGGCGGGUUGACGGUUUGCUUUGGGCUACGGGCGGGAUGGGCGAGGUGUUCGGCUCCUCGCUGCUCGACCUAUGCCUAUGCUCUCUGGUAAAAUCACUUUCUAGGUAUGCUACUGAUGUGCAAACUCUGCCACCAAAUCUGAAAGACAAAUUAAUUAAAAUAAUGAGCUUGCAGGGAAUUAUUACAGAUGAGAACAUGAGUCAGGUCUUACACCCAGGCCUCCAGAAGCUGGACCUCCGUGACUGUGACAUUACAGACAAUGGGUUGAUCAUGCUUCAGAUCUGCACUCAGCUAAGGGAAAUCAAUUUGAGCUCCAGUGACUGCAAGCUCUCUGUAACUUCUGAAGGUCUAAAAGUCAUUGCUUCAUCCUGUCCCCACUUGGUAGAAGUGUGUCUCAAAAGAUGCAGGAAUAUUUCGGAUGAAGGGAUUGUUGCCCUCGCACAGCAAUGCAGACUGCUACAAAUUAUCAACAUUAGUGGCUGCUUGGGCGUCACUGAUGCCAGCUUGCAAGCACUGGGGAAGAACUGCAAAUUUCUGCAUAGUGUUGAUUUUUCAGCCACAAAGGUUUCCGAUGCUGGUGUUAUUGGGCUGGUGAAUGGAGUGUGUUCCCAUAAUUUAAAAGAGAUUCACAUGGACCGUUGUGUGAACCUGACAGACGACGCUGUGGAAAGUGUGCUCAUUUUCUGUCCCCAUAUUUUCAUUCUUCUUUUUCAUGGUUGUCCACUUAUCACGGAUCGUUCAAGAGAAGCUCUGCAACAAUUAGUCUGCCCCAACCAAAUGAAGCAAGUGACAUGGACUGUAUACUAAAUGUUCUUUUUCCCCCAUUGCUUAAUAUCCGGUAAUGAACCUAUUCUGUAAUUCCCAUAAACUAGCAACAGCAACUCUGAGCAUAUUUUGGUGAAUUUGUGCCCAAUUAAAUUAAAUGUUUCUUUUUAACGUGUUUGCUGACUACAGUAUAGAAUGUUUGUCUGUGAAAUGUAAUACUUGGUUGUAUGCAAUAUAUUGGUGCUAUCGUCAUUGCCUUGGUAUGAUGUACAAAUAAAUAUUUGUACAUGAAA
This is a messenger RNA of Amblyraja radiata (thorny skate), 1091 nucleotides long. RefSeq names its product antagonist of mitotic exit network 1 homolog (S. cerevisiae) (gene amn1). The coding region runs from base 70 to 840 and encodes 256 amino acids. NCBI's taxonomy places the organism in Eukaryota, Metazoa, Chordata, Chondrichthyes, Rajiformes, Rajidae. The transcript has 7 exons. The record is from RefSeq and is a predicted model, not a curated record. Gene Ontology annotation, cellular component: SCF ubiquitin ligase complex. Gene Ontology annotation, biological process: SCF-dependent proteasomal ubiquitin-dependent protein catabolic process. Gene Ontology annotation, molecular function: protein binding.